UUGAAAAUCAAUGUCACAAUUUCUGCCAUGGUAUGCAAACUUAUGAGCACAACUGUACAUAUGUUGUGGGGCGUUAAGGACAUAAGAGUAUUAAAUUCAAGUUCCACUUUGCAUGUGGGAUUAAACGAUUUAUAAGGCAGGGUGUAGUAUGAAUAAAAGGAUUGUGUGUGUGUGUGUUUAUUUUGGUAUGGUUAGGUUAUAGCUCAGACCCUCGGAACUAGUCAAAUGGUCCACACUCCAGCACAGUUGGUGGCAGUAAUGCACUAUUAACAUCGAAUGCCUACCUUUUAACAAAAUCCAGUAGAAGAAGCAAUGUUGCGAUUUAGUUUUUUUCAUCAAAAACUAGUUUCUGUAAUUUCACAAGCAAUCGUUCAAGAUUGUUUAUUUCCUGCAAGACUACAAGUAAAUGCUCCCAGAUGUUUCCGAACAAAUUACUGUCUUCUACUAUGGCUACAAUUUCUCCGCUUUUGUCAGUAAAACCCACGCGAGGACUCGUGGAUGAGAAGAUCCAGAUAAUCGUAAGGAAUGUACCUCCACGGUUCCCAGUGACACUACAUUCCCUGUUUCACUCCGAGGAUAAGGAUUACUGGGAGGCGUUCGGGCAUUACACCAGUGACAACAGAGGCACGGUGACAGUGUCGGAGCAUGCCAGUGUGGGAGGAACAUAUGAAGGCACAGAGCCCAUGGGUCUACUGUGGAGUAUGCAUCCGGCUCCAGGGAGUCGAACAGGCCUCCGGUUGAGAAAGAUGAAUGUCCUCACUCCCAUGGUGGUACACAUCUCUGUGUACAGUGGUCAUGUGACUGAGGGCUUCAGCAAGCAGUCUCCCCUAGCAACUGUUGACAUAGAGAGAUGGUACCUGGCACCAGGUGUUCGCAGAAUUGACAUCAGGGACGAGGAGGUCAAAGGCACCCUGUUUAUACCACCAGGUACCAAAGGUCCUGGACCUUUCCCUGGUGUGUUGGAUUUGUGGGGAGGAGGAGGUGGACUGGUGGAGUACCGCUCUGCACUCCUAGCGUCACAUGGUUUUGUUUCCAUGGCUCUAGAAUACAUUUCCACUGAGAAGAAUAGAGCCUCAAACCUUCAUAUCAAAUACUUUGAGAAAGCAUUCAGGAUAGUUCAAGAGCACCCCCUGGUGAUGAAGGACAGUGUUGCACUGUUUGGUCUUUCCUUAGGAACGUCAAUCACCCUCCACAUGGCAGCCUACUCCAAAGCAGUCAGUCCCAGAUGCUGUGUGUGUGUCAGCGGGAGUCACGUCCAACCAAUCAACUCGCCAUUCAAGGAUGUUUCAGAAAAGUUUCAAGAGAACAGACAUAAAAUCCGAUUUGAUGAGGAGGGUGGUGUGAUCUGGAAGGACAUCAUGCUGCCUAUUCCAACUGACCCUGGUCUGAAAGUGGAUAUGGGGAGAAUAAAGUGUCCUGUGAUCUUGAUUGUCGGGGAGGAUGAUCAAAACUUAGCCGCAGUGGAGUCUGCCGAGGAUCUGACCCAGAUGAUGCGUGCUGCAGGAAAUGAACACCUGCUGACCACGUUCCGAUACCCUGGUGCUGGACACCUCAUUGAGCCACCCUACACUCCCCACGUUAGAGCCAGCAAAUUCAUGGUGCAUCAAACAGGAGAGAAAGUGACCAUGCUGUGGGGAGGGUACCCUAAACCACACGCCUCUGCUCAGGAAGAUUCCUGGGAGAAGAUUCUCAGGUUUUUACAGCAACAUCUCUACCCCAGCCAAGAUUCAGUCCCCAAGGCCAAGCUGUAAUGUUACACCCAAGGCCUUUCCAGACCUAGAAUUAAUAAAGGUUUGACUUGACAGUGUUAUUGUAUUAAAUGUAUGUGCGACAAGACUGAAAUAAUUAUGGGUCUGUUUUCAUCCUUGAUUCCCUUAAGAAAAGUAUUUGAUUUUCAGUUUUUAUGCUAUUCACACAAUUAUAUAAUUGUAUUGUAUAAUAAUGUAAAGUUAUAGGAAAAGCUAUGAAAAUGGAAAUGAAAACAGAAUCCAAUGAUGUGGAAAUCAU
Messenger RNA from Esox lucius (northern pike), 2007 nucleotides. Its product is annotated as acyl-coenzyme A thioesterase 1-like. Bases 417 to 1751 code for a protein of 444 amino acids. The transcript is spliced from 11 exons. Gene Ontology annotation, molecular function: fatty acyl-CoA hydrolase activity. The record is from RefSeq and is a predicted model, not a curated record. Gene Ontology annotation, biological process: acyl-CoA metabolic process; fatty acid metabolic process. Lineage: Eukaryota; Metazoa; Chordata; Actinopteri; Esociformes; Esocidae.